AUGACUUUGGAACUGAGCACUCAUCCCACGAUGCCGUUGGACUUCAGUAACGGGUCUAAUAGGGAUGAUUCCGGGAGUCCCGAAGUAAACGUCUCCGAUUCUCCCAAUUCGAGCCCGCCGGGUAGUAGCGCCUUUACCAUCGUGACACCCAAAGGGCGAGAAGGUGUUGAUAGAAAUGGAUCCCCUUUACAAUUUCCAUCCCCAAGUGGCUUUGCUUCGUAUUGUCGGAACAUUUGGGGAUCACCGAUUAUCUCAGCCGGUUCCAGGUAUCUUUCGCCGUUUUCUGAAGGAAAUAUCAAAGAAAAAUCUUCAGAGCCCAUCAAAUUUGGUAUUAGCAGAUUAGUAUCGAAAUCAGAUGACGAAGAAGACCACGGAAAUAAUAACAACAAUUCCAAACCUUACCAAAGAGAGGGCAGUUAUUAUAGCGGCGAUGAGCGCUCAUCCCCUAAAUAUAGCAACCAAAGGUGGGAGCAACAUUCCUCACCGAGACCUUCGCCUAGUACUUCCCCCGAACUGGAGGUGGAUUCUCCGGUACACUCUAGAUCGAAUUCUCCUUUUCCUAGGCCGUCAUCAGUGACCGAAAUUCAAAAAAUCGAUCCUUCCAGUAAAAAAUCCGAAGCCUUUUCAGUGAGUGCUCUUUUACGACCGGAUAACCCAAAAAAAGUAGACAAUAGAUGUGUUCAAGAAACGAUCUCAGUUACCAAAUCAUAUUUCUAUCCCCCGUUUAUGGAUUUCGUUAAAGACGCCCAAUUAAAAUCAGCGCAAGAAUACACCUCCCAAUUUCUACCGAGGCAUUUAGUUCCUUCGGGGUUCUUCCCCUCCAAUAUAUACCCACAAAAAGACGGAGAAGAAAGAAGUUUUCUGCCGAAUCCCACCUCCUUGUACUUCAGCGCGAUGGCAGCAGCGAUGGCCUCGGGACAAUCUCAACCCGGUAGUUAUCCAGCUCCUCCAACGGCCGAAGAACUCUAUAGAUUAAGGCACCACCUGAUGAAUAACCCUUCUGGAGUUCAUCCUCACCACCACCACUUCCUUAUGCGACCAGGUUUGAUGCCCAUAGGGGAUGUUUACUCGUGCAUAAAGUGCGAAAAGAUGUUUUCCACACCGCACGGUCUUGAAGUACAUGCUAGGAGAUCACACAACGGUAAAAGACCUUUCGCCUGUGAACUUUGUAAUAAAACUUUUGGACACGAGAUCAGCUUAAGUCAGCACAGGGCUGUUCAUAACGUGGAAAAAGUUUUCGAGUGCAAACAAUGUGGGAAGUCUUUCAAAAGAUCUUCGACGUUAUCGACGCACUUGCUGAUACAUUCUGAUACGAGGCCUUACCCUUGCCAGUAUUGCGGCAAGAGGUUCCAUCAGAAGUCUGAUAUGAAAAAGCACACCUAUAUCCAUACGGGUGAAAAACCUCACAAAUGCACAGUGUGUGGCAAAGCUUUCAGUCAAUCCUCCAACCUCAUCACACAUUCCAGAAAGCACACAGGCUUCAAACCCUUCGCUUGCGAUCUCUGUGGGCGAGCAUUCCAACGCAAAGUAGACUUAAGGAGACACAAAGAGACCCAACACACAGAGCUAAGGCCUAUCGUUACAUAG
Diabrotica balteata is the source of this 1587-nucleotide messenger RNA. The record is from the annotation of a GenBank genome assembly. NCBI's taxonomy places the organism in Eukaryota, Metazoa, Arthropoda, Insecta, Coleoptera, Chrysomelidae.